AUGCGGCUAUUGAAGUUGGGCAUAGUUGUCCCCCUUUGUUUAAUCGCCAUCUUGCUUUCUUGCUCGUCCGUUUUGUUUUCUCCUGCAGUCUCCCUCCUCCAACUGUCUUUUUUUUCCUCGCUCUCUCUGAAAAACAGCCUGCCUUUCUUUCUCUUUCCAACUCCGCCAAACUCUGUCUCUCGCUCUCAAGUUUUGACAUCUCGCCUAUUCAUAUCUAUCUAUCUAUCUAUCUAUCUAUCUAUCUAUCUAUCUUCUUUUAUUUUAGUUACAGGCUUUAGCAUUCCUUGUCCAUAUAUUUCAUAUCUCUCUUUCUCUCUUUCUCUUUCUCUCUCUCUAUCUAUCUAUCGGUCUAUCUAUCUAUCUAUCUAUCUAUCUAUCUAUCUAUCUAUCUAUCUAUCUAUCUAUCUCAGCCUAUUCAUAUCUAUCUACCUAUCUAUUUAUUUAUUUAUCUAUCUAUCUCAUUCUCUUCAUAUCUAUCUAUACAAAUUCAUCUCAAUCCUUUUGAAUCUGUAUAUCAGACAUGUCGAUAUCUAUCUAUCUAUCUAUCUAUCUAUCUAUCUAUCUAUCUAUCUAUCUAUCUCAAUCGCGAUAAUAUGCUCCGAAGAGAAUAAGAUCUAUCUAUCUAUCUAUCUAUCUAUCUAUCUAUCUGUCUGUCUGUCUGUCUGUCUAAUUAUGUUUAUAUCUAAUACUCAUUCUUUCUUUGUUUCUUAUUCUCAUUCUAUCUAUCUAUCUAUUCUCAUUUUAUCUAUCUAUUCUCGUUCUAUCUAUCUAUCUAUCUAUUUCUAUCUAUCUAUCUAUCUAUCUAUCUAUCUAUCUCAUUUUCAAACUUCUAGUUUUUUAUUCAUUCCUCUCUAUAAUAUAAGCAAUUUAUUUUAUCUAUCUAUCUAUCUAUCUAUCUAUCUAUCUAUCUAA
This is a messenger RNA of Acanthosepion pharaonis, 912 nucleotides long. The record is from the annotation of a GenBank genome assembly. NCBI's taxonomy places the organism in Eukaryota, Metazoa, Mollusca, Cephalopoda, Sepiida, Sepiidae.